UGUCAUCGUAAAGGGGAUCUCCUUCGUGACAUUGCAACAUAUCUUAUGGCUGUUCUAAAACUUUCAAAUUUUUAUUUGUUAUUUUCAUGAUUUUACCAUCUGUGACUGAAUGAACCCACUGAAACGCACGCAGGAACACAAAAUUUGGAUUUUGUUAGGUUAGAGGUGGGCUGUCAUUUAUCAAUCAAUUGGGAUGUUUUUUUGUUUUUUGUGUUUUUUUCACUUUCGUCAUUAACACUGCCCAGGAAACAGAAGUGAGAAGUUGCACCCAGUCGCAAGGGAGUCCAAGGCAAGGGAAUUUAUAUCGAUCGCUUCCUUGUCAAGACAUAAUAUUUCAGGACCAGCAUGGACGUGGAUUAUAUUGAAUAUGAUGAUUACACUCCAGACAAUGAAACUGAGAACAACUUCACGACAAGUGGGACACUGAAUUUCGGUAUUACUCAGACUCCUUUGACUCAUGUUCUGGUGACAGUCAACAUCAUUAUUUCUGUUAUUGGUCUUGGAGGAAAUUCAUUAGUGAUCUGGAUCUGUGGUUGGAAAAUGAAAAGGACAGUAAUCACCACUUGGUACACCAGUCUGGCCAUUUCAGACUUUUUGUUCUGUGCAGUUUUGCCACUGGAAGUAUACUACAUGAUCACCUCACACUGGCCUUUCGGACUGGCCUUGUGCAAGCUCACGUCCUCAGCCCUGUUUCUCAACAUGUACAGCAGCGUUUUUCUGCUGGUUCUGAUCAGCGCUGAUCGCUGUUUGAUGAUUUUAUUUCCUGUGUGGUCACAUAAUCACCGGAGAGUGGGGAAAGCAUUUGUAGUUGUUGUCUUCAUGUGGCUCCUUUCUGCACUCCUAACGUUGCCUUCAUUGAUCUUCAGACAAGUCACAGUUUAUGGCUCAGUCACUCAGUGCUUCACCAGGUACAUGGGCCACUCCAGACACAAAGCGGUAGCACUCACUCGAUUUAUCUGUGGGUUCCUCAUUCCAUUCCUUGUGAUUGUGUUCUGCUGCUUGGUGCUUGGUGUGAAGCUUAGAAGUUUGACCAUUAAGUCAACAAAGCCUUACAAAGUCAUGGUGGCACUCAUCCUGUCUUUUUUCUUCUGCUGGGUCCCCUAUCAUAGUUUUGUUCUUUUAGAACUGGACUUGAAGAAUCACAGCCUGGAAGUGCUUCAAACUGGCCUGAAGGUGGGGGCCACCAUGGCUGCAGCAAACAGCUUCAUAUCCCCAGUUCUCUAUGUGUUCAUUGGUAACGACUUUAAACAAACCCUAAAGCGCUCUUUGACAUCAAGGAUAGAGGAGGCAAUGGCAGAGGAUUUUCGUACAGGUGGUUUCAAUCAAUCAAAGUCUAGGUCAAUGGAGGUUAUCUAAAAUAGACUUAGGUGAUACUGAGACAAUCAUAUGCCAUAUUUAUGUAUAUAGUUGGGUGUACACUCUAUACUGACAAUACAUUAUGUAUCAAUGAUUAAUUUACCAUAAUGAUAAAAAUUUUAUUAAAUAAAAAUAAAAAAUUUAUUUUAAUUCUGUAUCAAAUGAUCACAAUUUCACUUGGACUAUGUUUGGCUAAAUAUGGAUUAGCUACCACUGUUAAUUCUUGUGUCUUUCUACUUCAACUCUUUCACACUCACACAAUAUUUUGUAUCAUUACUCAUGUAUAUGAAUUGCUUGUGUGCUGUUAACCGGCUCUAUGUACCCCAUGAGGGACAAAGUAAUUUGAAUUGAAUCAAAUUUACAAUAUAUUAUAAUUUGGCUGAACUUACUGUGCACUGAAACAUAAAUGAAAUUAAACAUUAUUGUAACUAUAUGAAUUUCUAUUAAAUGUUAGUGAAAAACAUUUUUUAAAGAAACUGAUGUAGAGCUUAUAUUAACAUUUCUGAAAGAAAGUAAAUAAACUGAUGAUGUGGUUGUGCCAUAGUUUUUCUUCCUCCUCAAAGUUCCAUGCAUUUUCAACUUCUCUUUAAUGUAGCCUCACUAGCAAGCAGUACUCAUGUUGUAAUUCAUGCUAAUACAACAGAUCAAACCUGCUCUUAUUAAUAUUUAUAUGUUAACAAUAAAAAUAUUCCAAAAUGCAGCGUGAAAGAAGUGGCCCACAGUAACAAAAUAUAAUCUGGCUGCAGUUCUCAGCUGUACAGAGCUUUUUCUGUGUGUUUUUAGCUCACUCUUUUGGUUUUACAGCUCUAUUCACUCUGUUAAUCCAUCUUGUAGCAACUAGCAGCUGUUUCUGCGAAAACUAUGACUGUCUGUACUAUCUUCUCAACACCGAAAGGCAAAGUUAUUUUUUUUUCAGGAGUUAACAGAGACUAUAACAGAGCUGAAAGUAUAUAGACAUCA
This is a messenger RNA of Scatophagus argus, 2316 nucleotides long. Its product is annotated as chemerin-like receptor 1. Gene Ontology annotation, cellular component: plasma membrane. Bases 346 to 1356 code for a protein of 336 amino acids. The transcript is spliced from 2 exons. Gene Ontology annotation, molecular function: G protein-coupled receptor activity; complement receptor activity. NCBI's taxonomy places the organism in Eukaryota, Metazoa, Chordata, Actinopteri, Scatophagidae. The record is from RefSeq and is a predicted model, not a curated record. Gene Ontology annotation, biological process: positive regulation of cytosolic calcium ion concentration; complement receptor mediated signaling pathway; inflammatory response.